CGAAGCGGAGUUGCGAAGAAUUCAGUGGACUGUGAAAAGAAAUUCUACAUUGGGAGAGAUUGUUGGAGAACGCUUCGCGAAAUGAAUCGAUUCAACAAGUGCUCAGAGGCGUCAUUGUCCAGCGAGAGGCGAAUUUCCUGGCGUCCGCUGUGGAGAUGUACGCGAUAACAUUGAAGGGAGGAGAACACACGCGGUCUUUUCAUCGAUGCUGCGUGAAAUAUGCAUGAUUUGUGUGAUCGACCGAAUAGAUCAGCGAUCGCGGUUAUAGCACCGCGGCUCAUCUUGACCUUAGCCGAUGAACGUGCCUCUUUUUCCGCGACCGCCAGCCGUCAGGGGUGUUGAGACACCCCUCAGUGACGCGCCGGACGUCGCAACGUUAUCACGCAGCCCGACGUCCCUUCUGACCGUGCCGCGCGUACGCGGGCGACAUGCCGUGCCCCUGCGAUCGUUCGGCACCGGAAACCAACGACGUCGCACCAGCAGGAACUUGGUCCAUCCGUGGGUCAAGGACGCGACCGUCAAAGAUGCUGCUCGCCGUCACGUCACAGAGUUUCGCGUGAGGAUGACGGAGCACUGUGCGAGGAACGACGAGGGAGACGACAACGACGAUGUCGUUUGCGGCGUCGAUAUUACGGACACGCCGACGACGAUAUCAACUGAGAUUUCACCUCACUUGAAGAACGGCGUAAUACGGACGAAAUGGACAAAGUCCGUGGCUAUUCAAACUAUAGAAGGAUUGCCAUUGCGAUUGAGAGCCUUGCCGUCUCUUAGAGACAUCGAGGAAGAUAACGGGAACUCCUUGUUUCCGCAGAAGUCCUCGAGAUUUUGGAAGCAUUUAAGAUUUCUGGGACGACUGUCGCUUUCGCAAUUCGGACUCUUGUGGUUGCUCGUUAUCUGGACGGUGGCUGGCGCGGCGGCUUUCUCCGCCACGGAAGGGCCUCGCGAACGCGAACAAGUUGUAUCUCUGAAGAACCUGCAGAAGGAUCUGGCCGUCGGUUUGGCGACGGAACUACGGCAAUUGCGCGCGGAGCAGGAUCAGGAUGUAGAGCCGCUGUGGAGCGACAAGGUUCGCCAGUACGUGGGCAAACACGAGGAACUCCUCCUGGUCGCCGUCAGUUCCGGUUACGGCGAAGGCGGCAACAGCGGACAGCUGUGGACGUUUCCCGGCUGCGUGCUGUUCGCCAUUUCGUUAAUCACCACUUUAGGUUUCGGAGCACCGGUUCCACGAACCACCGCCGGUCGCACGGUAGGAUUGAUUUUCGCCGCUAUCGGCAUUCCCGCGCAUUUCCUUCUCGUGCUGAAUUUCGGCCUGAUGGUGGCUCUCCGUUUGAAAAGAUACGCGAUUGCCAGGCAAGGCGUGCAACUCGACAACGCGGAGUCCAGCUAUUCCACGCAGAUGCCGAGAUGGGUUAAAGUUCUGCUGUUUGUUUGCUCAGUCGCUUACUACAUUUUGGGAAUACUAUGCUUCGGCAUAGCGCGAUCGAGGCCAAUCGAGGCAAGCGUGCUAUUUCCAUUGGACUUUACCGCGGCGGGCGGUCUCUCCACUAUCGUCGGUCACGUGCGGAUAUUGUACGGUCUGUAUUUGGAAGGUGCUGUUACCAUUGCGGCGAUAGUAGUAGCACUGCUACGAGUAUCAGCGACGCAGAGUCUCACAAACAUCGGACUGAAAUACGGCUUGCUGAUCGAACUUCUAAGACAAACUGUGAUUUUUCAAUCAAUCCAUUCUUAUUUUGCUACACACUUAAAUGUGAAAUACUCUACGUAUUUAAUAUUUAUUCAAUAUAAAAAAAAUUAUUGUCUCACGAUGGAAUUCACGUGGACAUGGCACACCGCAAUAUCAUUACGUGAGUCUAUAAGGAAACUGAAUUUGAGGAAUAAAAAAAUGGAUAAACAUACCCAAUGGGAUAAUGGGCCAAUCUUUAAAAAAGGCGAGGAACAAUAUUGCGUUCUAAGUAUCUCUGGAACUCAAUGUGACUCAGACAGUAACGUUGCAGUGCUGGAUAAAACUUCCAACUGUAUAAUAUUUUUUGUACUUAAUAAAUCCUUACGUCCUGUAAAAAUACAAGACUGUAAACCAGAAAAUCAUGGGACAGAUGUUUUGGGAAUUAAGUUCAGUAAUUUUUCUAAAGAUAUAUAUUAUAUAGGCACUCAAGAAUCAAUUACUAUGUAUGAUCAGCGUAUGGCAUUUGAGAUUGUGGAAACAUUUGAAACUAGCAUGGAAGGAGGGAAAUUGAAAAGUAUAAAUUGCUUUGACAUCAACUGUAAUGGAAAGUAUAUAGCUGCUGGGACAGAACUUACAGGUGGAGAUGCAUUCAUCUUGUUUUGGGAUAUAAGAUAUAAAAAAAAGAAAGUUCACCACCCAAUGUUUUCCGAUCUUAAUUUUCUUGGUGGAUAUUGGGAAUCACAUACAGAUGAUAUCACUUCGUUGAUCUUUCAUCCUGUUAAGCCUGCUACUUUGGCAUCAGGCAGUACAGACGGUCUUAUAAAUAUAUAUGACCUUAGGCAAUCUUCAGAAGAUCAGGCUUUAACGUACUCGUUAAAUACUGAAUCAUCAGUGGCUCGGCUAGGUUGGUUAACCAACAGGUUCUUAUGGUGUUCAACGUAUGCAGAAACGCUGCAAUUCUGGAAUUGUGAAUGUGCCAAUCCAUUCGUGACACUCGAACGCAAAGAUUUAGCCAUAUUUUCGGAUGAAAAUCCUGACGAUUGCUAUGUAGUAAAAGUCCAUACGAGUGACCAUCCUUUGCGUUUUCAGAAGUUUGCGCUGACAGGCAGUAGCACAUCUAAAAGACAAUAUCUAAGAUGCUUGUUCUUUGAGACUGAUUCGAAAGAACCUGAUCCUUUAUUAGAAAAUAAGCAAGUAGUGCGAGACAGUUGGUUGCACGAAAAGAGUGAGACCUUGGUGACAGUUGGCGAAGGAAAUUCUCUGGAUGUGUGGAAACUGUGUUAGAAA
Molecule: messenger RNA, 2950 nt
Organism: Linepithema humile (Argentine ant)
Lineage: Eukaryota; Metazoa; Arthropoda; Insecta; Hymenoptera; Formicidae
Source: RefSeq, a predicted model, not a curated record